GAUAGGAGGAGAACAGAGAUAAGGAGGGGAGAGAAUCUGGGGGAUAAAAAGGGGGGGACAUAAGUAGUACAGUCCAGGGAGAGACUUUAUAAUCAAUUAUUUAUAUAACUAUCUAUAUUUCUAUUACAUGACCCAUAUUAACAAAACACAUGCAGACCCUCUUUUGGGGUCCCAACAUAAUAGAGGAGGUGUGGUUUGUAUUUGUUGUCUGGUGGGGUAGUACCUAAGUAGAAGAGGGUCUGACUCUGAUUGCAUAGUAGCAGAAUUUAAGGGUCUCUUUUAUCCGUCACCCAGUAGAGUAGUUCCCCGGCUAGAGCAGUGGGGAGGGCAGCGCAGGAUCUCACAGUAUGUUACUCAGCAUUUCAUUAGCAGGGAGGGGAGUCUGGGGCACGGGGGACCUUCAGUAGUCUCUGAGACAGAACUCAAGGGGACACCGAGGGGACUGUCACCCCCUCCUUCUCUUUGCACGGCAGGGAUGGACCCAGCAGCACCAUGUGGACCACUUAAUAUGAUCCCGGCACCUCCAGCCUAAUUGUGGAUCCCCUAUUGUAGCUGGCACUGCAAGAGUGGGACGAGGAUCAUGGAUGAGUUUCACCCAUUUAUAGAGGCUUUGCUCCCUCAUGUCCGAGCCUUUGCCUACACCUGGUUUAACUUACAAGCUCGGAAGAGGAAAUAUUUUAAGAAGCAUGAGAAGAAAAUGACUAAAGAGGAGGAGCGAGGGGUAAAGGAUGAACUGCUCAAUGAGAAGUCCGAGGUCAAACAGAAGUGGGCGUCCCGACUUCUGGCAAAGCUCCGUAAGGACAUCCGACCAGAGUUCCGGGAAGACUUUGUAUUGUCCAUCACUGGCAAAAAGGUAGCCAGUUGUGUCCUCUCCAACCCAGACCAAAAGGGCAAGAUGAGGAGGAUUGACUGCUUGCGGCAAGCGGACAAGGUGUGGAGGCUAGACCUCGUGAUGGUUAUCCUGUUCAAGGGCAUUCCUUUGGAGAGCACAGAUGGGGAGAGACUGAUGAAGGCUGCCCACUGCUCCAAUCCUCAGCUAUGUGUACAGCCGCAUCACAUCAGUGUAUCUGUCAAGGAACUGGACCUCUACCUGGCCUAUUUUAUCCGAGAGAGAGACACAGAACAGGACAGCAGCCCUCGCACAGCUAUUGGCUCAGACCUGGAGGACACUAAACCAAUCAAUUUGGAUAUGACAGAUUUCCAGGAGAGUUUUGUCACUUCUGGAGUUUUCAGCGUCACAGAAUUAAUUCAAGUGUCUAGAACCCCUGUGGUAUCUGGCACAGGCCCAAAUUUCUCUCUGGGAGAGCUACAGGGACACCUGGCAUACGAUUUAAAUCCUACAGGCACAGGGAUGAGAAGGACCCUCCCCAGCACAUCAUCCAGCGGGAGCAAGCGGCACAAGUCCGGCUCUCUUGAGGAUGACAUUGAUACCAGCCCAGGGGGAGAAUAUUACACAUCCCCCUCUUCUCCGACUGGGAGCAGCAGAAACUGGACAGAGGAUAUGGAAGGAGGCAUGUCGCCAACGGUAAAAAAGUCUGAGUUAGACAAGUCGCCGUUUCACAGCCCCUCCCCCCAAGACACAUCCCCAAGGAUCAGUGGUUUCACCCAACAUCAUCGACCGGUAAUAGCUGUGCACAGUGGUCUUGCCCGAAGUCCUCACACCUCAACUACGCUACACUUCCCAACCUCCUCCCUCCUUCCGCAGGCAGCUUCCACCUACUUCACCCACACAGCCAUACGUUAUCCCCCGCACCUCAACCCACAAGACCCUCUCAAAGAUCUGGUGUCUCUCACCUGCGACCCAAACUCCCAACAACCUGGCUCGCUGAAUGGGAGCGGCCAAGUGAAGGCUUCGAGUCACUAUAUCUCCGCGCAGAUGUUGGCCCCACCUCCUCCAGGGAUGCCCCGCCUCACGCUGCCCUCUGACACCAAAUCUACCACCUCCUCUGAUGGCGGUACGACUUCACCCACCUCUCCCACAUACUCUGCCCCCAGCACGCCACCCGCUAACCGAUCUUUUGUGGGACUUGGACCCAGGGACCCUGGGAGCAUAUACCAGGCGCAGUCCUGGUAUCUUGGAUAGCACUAUCUAGUGGAGCAAAGUCUUUCUCAGGAAGACCAAGAUAUCUAUGAUAGUUCUAGACUUUGGGUCAACAGGAAAAAUAAACUUUUCAAACAGGAUAUUACUUCUGUUGCAAGGAAGAUACAAAAUCUCAGAAAAGAAACACAGAUAAACCUUUGAAAGGAAUGAGAGUGACCAGGCAAGGAAAAGACAAGCACUAUGUUGUAUUUGAGGAGAAGCCUGAACGUUCUUCAAAGAAAAAAGUGAGGAGAUUGCAAGGACAGUCAAAUGUUUUUCUCUCCUCAUUCAUCAAGUAGCUUCUGUUCCUGAUAAAAAAGACAAUAUAUGCAAAAAUUAUAUAUAUAAACGUUAAUUUCAUUUUAAUUUCUUCUUUCUUAGCCCCUUCGCAAAUGGAGGUAGGAGGAGAUAAACAGACAGUGAGAAAGAA
Molecule: messenger RNA, 2510 nt
Organism: Bombina bombina (fire-bellied toad)
Lineage: Eukaryota; Metazoa; Chordata; Amphibia; Anura; Bombinatoridae
Gene: NFIC
Product: nuclear factor I C
Exons: 11
Coding region: 581-2083 (500 amino acids)
Biological process (GO): regulation of transcription by RNA polymerase II
Cellular component (GO): nucleus
Molecular function (GO): RNA polymerase II cis-regulatory region sequence-specific DNA binding; DNA-binding transcription factor activity, RNA polymerase II-specific
Source: RefSeq, a predicted model, not a curated record